Molecule: messenger RNA, 2050 nt
Organism: Gossypium raimondii (Peruvian cotton)
Lineage: Eukaryota; Viridiplantae; Streptophyta; Magnoliopsida; Malvales; Malvaceae
Product: GTPase-activating protein GYP1
Exons: 10
Coding region: 270-1634 (454 amino acids)
Biological process (GO): activation of GTPase activity
Molecular function (GO): GTPase activator activity
Source: RefSeq, a predicted model, not a curated record
CCAUUAACAAAAGUAAAACUAAAGGAAAAACAUUUACUCAAGCAAUGAAUUCAUUUUUUUGUCGAAAGAAUUGAAUUCAGUGAACACAAAAAUGACGAAAUUGAUUAAUAUAAUAAUCAAAAGUGCUUUCAAACUUUUAAACUAUUGGUUUGUUGUGUAAUCUUUCUGUGUAUUCAUGUUUUCUUAGAAAUGGGGUUUGAAAGAAGAAAAGGAGUUCAAUAGCCGUGUUGAGAGAGAAACACAAGAAUCAAGGAAAUAACGACAAAAUCAUGAAUUCAAACAACAACAGCAGCAGCCAUGGCGAAGUAGAUCAGCGUAACAAAGAAAGCCUUGAUUCCAGGUUCAAUCAAACCCUCAAGAAUGUCCAAGGGUUGCUUAAGGGUCGCAGUAUUCCUGGUAAAAUAUUAUUGACCAGAAGGUCAGAUAUACUUGAUGAUUCAGGUUCACAAGAACGAUCUCCCAGUUAUCAAAGAAGCUUCUCACAGAACGAUGCCGGUACAAGUGAUGACAUGGACAAAUCCAUGGAGGGAGGGGUCAGAAAUACAAAUAAUUCUGAUGGUAAUACAACUGAUAAUAAGUUAACAUCUUCAACCUCAAAGAAUGAUGAUGCUGCCAAUGAAGUCCAGAACUCUGCAAUGGGCACAAGAGCUACAGAUUCUGCCAGGGUUACGAAGUUCACUAAAGAGCUCUCAGGACAAAUGGUCAUAUUAGAGAGAUUACGUGAGUUAGCUUGGAGUGGUGUUCCGCCUUAUAUGCGUCCUAAUGUAUGGAGACUCCUGUUGGGAUAUGCACCACCUAAUUCAGAUAGAAGGGAGGGAGUUUUAAGGAGGAAACGCCUUGAGUAUCUUGAUUGUGUUGCUCAAUUUUAUGACAUUCCGGACACUGAGCGGUCUGCUGAUGAGAUUAAUAUGCUUCGCCAGAUUGCCGUUGAUUGUCCUAGGACUGUUCCUGAUGUCCCUUUCUUUCAGCAAGCUCAAGUUCAAAAAUCCUUGGAUCGCAUUCUUUAUACAUGGGCCAUUCGGCAUCCUGCAAGUGGGUAUGUGCAGGGGAUAAAUGAUCUUGUAACACCCUUUCUAGUUGUCUUCUUAUCUGAGUACUUAGAAGGGAGCAUAGAUAGUUGGUCAAUCUCAGAUAUGUCUUCUGGGAAGAUAUCCAACAUAGAAGCUGAUUGCUAUUGGUGCUUGUCAAAGUUGCUUGAUGGCAUGCAAGACCAUUACACAUUUGCUCAACCAGGAAUCCAGAGGCUUGUAUUUAAGCUGAAGGAAUUGGUUAGGCGCAUCGAUGAACCUGUUUCUAGACAUAUGGAGGACCAAGGGCUUGAAUAUCUUCAAUUCGCAUUUCGCUGGUUCAACUGCUUGCUAAUACGAGAGAUACCUUUUCAUCUAGUGACCCGUCUAUGGGACACGUAUCUUGCUGAAGGAGAUGCACUGCCAGAUUUUCUUGUCUACAUAUUUGCCAGUUUUCUUUUAACGUGGUCAGAUGAACUCCAGAAGCUUGACUUCCAAGAAAUGGUGAUGUUCCUUCAACACCUUCCAACUCAAAACUGGACAUAUCAAGAGCUUGAAACAGUACUUUCUAGGGCUUACAUAUGGCACAGUAUGUUUAACAGCUCUCCCAGCCACUUAGCUAGUUGAACAUAAAUUUUAUGUUGUUUAAUUAUUUACCAGUUGUCCAAUUUUCCUCUUUUAAUUUCUCUUUGUUUAUCAAAGUGAUUCAGGGAGCAAUGGGCUUUUUUAUUUUUAUUUUUUUUUGUUUGUUUUCAAGUAGAGGCCAAGAAAUGUACCUCCUUGUAUGUGGCAUUCUAUGUUACCCGGAAUUAGGAUGGUGGGAAUUUGUAUACAUAUAUGCGUCCAACAUGGAUAUGCAUAUAUAUUUUUUCAGCUUUUCUCAUGUAUUUGGAUGUAUUUUGGACACAGUUGAUGAUACAAACAACUUUAGGGAAAAUUACGAGUCUGAUUAACAUAGGUUUCAUGUAAUUUCAUAUUUGUUUGUAAUAUACAUAAACCUUGGGAAGAAUAACAAGUUUUGAAUUCCAUUAACAGAUAUGAAA